This is a messenger RNA of Linum tenue, 2701 nucleotides long. Lineage: Eukaryota; Viridiplantae; Streptophyta; Magnoliopsida; Malpighiales; Linaceae. The record is from the annotation of a GenBank genome assembly.
CGCGCACUUUCCGAGGGCCAAAAAACCAAAACCACCGCCUGCUUUUUUUGUUUGUUAAAUUCAACACAAACGUAUAGAAGGAGAAAUGCUGCUUUCUCAUUUCUCUCCGAAGUCUCCGCUUUCACUCCGUUCGCUCAUUUCCUCGUCCUCUACUUCUUAUUCUUCCCUUCUUCCGCGGCCCAAGUUCCGAUUAGACCCUUCCUCUCUCGGGAAAUCUCACUUCUCGACUUCCUUCGCAUGCCGUCGCCGCUGUGUCAGCUCGUGUAGUAGCGACAGAGUCUCCAUGGAAUCCGCCACGUCGUCCGUCGACGCCGUGACGGCCGAUUUCAAGAACCAGAGCCUUAGCGUCGAGGGGAAUGGCGCGGGGAAGACUGGAGGAUUGAAGCUCGAGGAUCUCAAUUGGGACAAUUCGUUCGUCAAGAUAUUGCCCGGGGAUCCGAGAAGCGAUCCACUUCCUCGUCAGGUUUAUCAUGCUUGUUAUACGAAAGUUAGCCCUUCGGCGGAGGUGGAGAAUCCGCAGCUGGUUGCCUGGUCAGAGUCAGUUGCUCGGUUCCUUGAUUUGGACUUAGAGGAGUUUGAAAGGCCAGAUUUCCCAUUGUACUUCUCAGGGGCAUCGCUUAUGGCUGGCUCGGUGCCAUAUGCUCAGAACUAUGGAGGGCAUCAGUUUGGAAGCUGGGCUGGUCAGUUGGGUGAUGGUAGGGCAAUAACCCUAGGGGAGGUCCUGAACUCCAAGUCCGAAAGAUGGGAGCUGCAGCUCAAGGGUGCUGGAAAGACUCCAUACAGCCGAUUUGCUGAUGGACUUGCAGUGUUGCGGAGUAGUGUUCGAGAGUUCCUUUGCAGUGAGGCAAUGAACCACCUGGGGAUCCCAACCACCCGUGCACUUUCUCUUGUGACGACUGGGAAAUUCGUUACCCGGGAUAUGUUUUAUGAUGGCAAUCCCAAGGAUGAACCUGGUGCGAUUGUUUGCAGAGUAGCCCCAUCAUUUCUACGAUUUGGUUCGUACCAACUACAUGCUUCCAGAGGGAAAGAGGAUCUUGAAAUAGUUCGGGCUCUGGCAGACUAUGCCAUUAAGCACCAUUUCCCUCAUAUUGAGAAUAUGACUCAAAGUGAGAGCUUGUCUUUUACUACUGGGGAAGAUGAGGAUUCCAUUGUUGAUCUAACCUCUAAUAAAUACGCAGCAUGGGCAGUAGAGAUCUCCGAACGCACUGCUUCCUUGUUUGCAAGAUGGCAGGGAGUGGGUUUUACUCACGGAGUGCUCAACACAGACAACAUGAGCAUACUGGGUCUAACCAUUGAUUACGGUCCAUUCGGUUUCUUGGAUGCUUUUGACCCUAGUUUUACCCCAAACACGACAGAUCUUCCCGGAAGGAGGUACUGUUUUGCAAAUCAACCUGAUGUUGGUCUAUGGAACAUUGCUCAGUUCGGAGCUGCUCUCUCUACUGCUGGGUUGAUCAACGAGAAGGAAGCAAACUAUGCCAUGGAAAGGUAUGGGACUAAGUUCAUGGACGAGUAUCAAGCUAUAAUGACGAGGAAACUCGGUAUUCCCAAGUACAACAAGCAGUUGAUUGGUAAGCUACUGAACAACAUGGCUGUGGAUAAAGUCGAUUACACCAAUUUCUUCCGGACGCUCUCCAACCUCAAAGCCGAUCCAAAUCUCCCGGAAGACGAACUGUUGGUUCCAUUGAAGUCUGUGCUGUUGGAUAUUGGCAAGGAGCGGAAAGAGGCAUGGACUACCUGGGUGCAGUCCUACAUUCAAGAGCUUGCUGCUAGUGGAAUUUCAGACGAGCAGAGGAAAGCCCAGAUGAAUUCAGUAAACCCGAAGUACAUCCUCCGCAAUUACUUGUGCCAGACAGCCAUCGAUGCAGCCGAAGUGGGAGACUACUCGGAGGUUGCUGCAAUUUCGACUCCCCCUUCCGGAGACGACACUUGCCCGGUCAUUGUUCGACGAAAUGCCGCAGUGAGCUGUGGAAAAGUCCAGCAGAGUUUUGGAGAGGGGAUGAGGUUGCCGCGGAGUCUAAACGUCUGGAAGAUGGGAACGGUGAACUACUUGGAGGCGCUGAAGUUGCAGGAGAAGUUGGUCACGGAGAGGAAAGCCCAGAAGAUUGGCGACACGCUUCUCUGUUUGCAGCAUCCUCCAACGUACACUCUUGGGAAGCGACGAACGGAGCACAACUUGCUCAUCUCCGAGUCCGAACUGAGGAACAUAGGAGCGCAGCUCCAUUACACCGAGAGAGGUGGAGACAUUACCUACCACGGCCCUGGUCAGGCGGUGCUGUAUCCGAUUCUGUCUCUUCGGGAGAUUGGAUUCGGGGCAAGGAAGUACGUCGAGCAGCUUGAGCUUACUAUGAUUGAGCUGGCGUCGCUCUAUGGAGUGAAGGCUUCUGUUGGGGAAAAAGGGGAAACUGGGGUCUGGGUCGGAGAUGGCAAAAUUGGUGCCAUUGGAGUUCGUAUCUCUGCCGGGAUCACUUCUCAUGGACUGGCGUUCAACAUUGACCCGGAUUUGAACUACUUCAAGAACAUUGUGCCGUGUGGGAUUGCGGAUAAGCGAGUUACUUCCCUGAGGGAGGAGACAGGUACUGUGCUUCCUACUGAAGACAUUGUUCAUGAUCAGUUGAUUUCUUGUUUUGCCAGACUGUUUGGUUUUAGUAAUCUUGUCUGGAAGGAAAAUGGUUCCUGUCCUGAAACCAAAGAUUUGCGAUAG